Morchella importuna is the source of this 690-nucleotide messenger RNA. RefSeq lists its product as uncharacterized. Gene Ontology annotation, molecular function: threonine-type endopeptidase activity. Lineage: Eukaryota; Fungi; Ascomycota; Pezizomycetes; Pezizales; Morchellaceae. The transcript is spliced from 7 exons. Gene Ontology annotation, cellular component: proteasome core complex. The record is from RefSeq and is a predicted model, not a curated record. The coding region runs from base 1 to 690 and encodes 229 amino acids.
AUGAAUUCGAGACACACCGGUAAUCUAAGCGUAGAUGGCGUCCAUGUUGACAUGGAGCAUCUCAAGAAGGGUGAGGUAAAUUUGGGAACUUCCAUUAUGGCAGCAAUCUUUGAUGGCGGUGUUGUCCUUGGCGCCGAUUCUCGAACAACCACCGGAUCCUACAUCGCGAACAGAGUGACAGACAAGCUUACCCAAGUCCACGAUACAAUUUGGUGUUGCCGCUCUGGUUCCGCCGCUGACACCCAAGCCAUCGCUGAUAUCGUCCACUAUCACCUACAGAUGUACAACGUAACAAAUGCUGAGCCACCGGCUACCCGAAUCGCGGCUGCUCUUUUUCAAGAGCUUUGCUACGACAACAAAGAUAACCUGAGCGCCGGUAUUAUUAUUGCAGGCUACGACAAGCGUCAUGGGGGGGAAGUUUACUCCAUUCCUCUGGGUGGUUCACUCCACAAGCAGCGCUAUGCCAUUGGUGGUUCCGGUUCAACAUACAUCUACGGUUACUGCGAUGCCAACUGGAAAGAGAAUUUCACUGAGGGCGAGUGUGUAGAAUUCGUCAAGGGAGCGUUAUCAGAGGCCAUCAAAUGGGAUGGAAGCUCCGGAGGCGUCAUCCGAAUGGUUGUACUCACUGGUAGAGGUGCUGAGAGAAAGAUUUUCUUCCCGGAUGAAAACUACGCGGGUGAUGGUAAAUAG